Drosophila obscura is the source of this 950-nucleotide messenger RNA. RefSeq lists its product as uncharacterized. The transcript has a single exon. NCBI's taxonomy places the organism in Eukaryota, Metazoa, Arthropoda, Insecta, Diptera, Drosophilidae. The coding region runs from base 74 to 811 and encodes 245 amino acids. The record is from RefSeq and is a predicted model, not a curated record.
UAGUCAUCAAUUGUGAGACACACAUUAAACACUAAACAUUACACAAAAUCUAAAUCUAAAAUAAGUCAGCGAAAUGGCGCCGAAAACGAGGGAAGCCCAAUUGGCGGAAAUGGAUUUGAUUUUCCUGGAGGAUGUGCUGCCAAAGUGCCACAAAUGUCUAACCACUACACAGGCGGACUACGUAAAUCAUAAUAAAGGCGGUGUUCCAUGCAGAUCCAAAAAGAUAUUCCAAGAAGACCCGUCGCUACUCUCUGGCCACUAUGCGAACAAUCUGAAGGUUAACGGACAGGAAAUGAAAACAAAAUCCUGGCCCCGCUCUAUGGACUGGCGCGAGGAGUACGAACAGUUUGUGCGGCGCAAUAAGUGGUGCAACGAGGAUAUCUACAAGCUCUUCUUUGUGUGCCCGCCCGUGCAAUACAAACAGAUCGAGCAAUAUCUGAUAGACCUGCAAAAGACGGUAUAUAUGUUCGACUACUCGCCCAAGGAGUACGUGUCGCUGCUGAGCCAGCGCCGUCAAAACUUGGACAAAGAGGAGAUUCAGCGUGACAGUAACCAUAAGGACUAUUGGACUACCUAUGGAAACUAUUACAAUCGCAUACAAGAAACGGAACAAUUUCGAGAUGCUAUCUAUCCAGAGCCAAAGCCCAAGGACUUUUCGGUGGAGAAUUUCGCCAAGGCGAUGCGUAAACUAUUCACAAAGUAUAAUCUAACCACAUAUUUUGAUGAGAUAUGCGUGCCGGCGCUGUUCAUGGCCAAGGAUGGCAUAAUGCCAUCGGGACCAAUCGAUCGCUAUACCCUACGCAAGUACUGAGUCAGCACUUGCCAGUCUUCAUCCAUCCAUACUUACGCAUCUUCCCAUUCGUGAAAUAGUGGCAGCACACGGUUAGAGUGCGCCACAGGCACAAAGAUCAUAGCGUACUUCAAGUAAACGUUCGAAUUCUGCAAAAUAA